UCAACAGUAUUUUACAGCUUCCAAAUUUGACUUGACCUCUCUCUUAUAUAACACCCCUAUUGGUUCUACCACUACUACAUGUACUUUCUUCUCUGGCCUAAAACUUCCAUUCUUUCUCCAUUUCUUCAAUGGCUUUUCCUUCCUCAUUUCUCUUCUUCUUCCAAAUCAUUCUUUGUAUUCCCUCUGCCUUCUCCACAAAUUCUGAAGGGACUGCUUUGCAUUCUUUGAGAACCAAACUUUCUGACCCAAAAAAUGUUCUACAAAGCUGGGACCCUACACUUGUAAAUCCUUGUACAUGGUUUCAUGUUACCUGUGACUCAGAUAAUAAUGUUAUUCGCCUGGAUUUGGGCAAUUCUAAUAUUUCUGGAACAUUAGGACCAGAACUUGGUGAACUCAAGAAUCUACAGUAUCUGGAACUUUAUAGUAAUAACUUAGAAGGGGAAAUCCCAAAGGAAUUUGGUGAUCUGGAAAAUCUUAUUAGCAUGGACCUAUAUGGCAACAAAUUUGAAGGCAACAUUCCCCAGUCUUUUGCUAAACUAAAGUCUCUUAGAUUUUUACGGUUAAACGACAAUGAACUAACUGGUUCGAUUCCAAGGGAACUUACGACACUCCCCAACCUUAAAGUAUUUGAUGUUUCUAACAACAAUCUUUGUGGAACAAUCCCUGCUGAUGGACCCUUUGGAAGCUUUCCUAUGGAAGGUUUUGCACACAACAGACUCAAUGGACCUGAAUUGAAAGGACUAGUGCCCUAUGACUUUGGAUGCAAAGAAGUUGAAGUAUAGUUUGACAACAGCCUUCACAAGAUUUCUGCUGGGAAGUCCUACAUUUGGGAUAAAAGCAAUUCCGUACCAAGGAAGCUCAAAUUUGAGAUCUCUUGAUUAAAAACAAAGGAGUACUUACUAUUCCACCAUAACUCUGUUGGUUUGUGAUUGUUAAUAGGCUUGUUAUCUAUGAGUAGUGGCAAACGUAGAGUUGACUUGUUAUUAAAAAUAUUCCCUCCGUCUCAUUUUAUGUAACACUUUUCGCAUUUCGAGACUCAAAUAAGUGUAUCUUUGAUCA
Molecule: messenger RNA, 1059 nt
Organism: Solanum lycopersicum (tomato)
Lineage: Eukaryota; Viridiplantae; Streptophyta; Magnoliopsida; Solanales; Solanaceae
Product: leucine-rich repeat protein 1-like
Molecular function (GO): protein binding
Source: RefSeq, a predicted model, not a curated record